AAUGAGUAUGCCUUAUCAAUAAACAGGAAAUCAAUUAGAUUAUUAAGAAGUAAAAUAAACCAAGGCUGAUUUAAAAGCAGAAGUACACUUAAUAGGAUAAAUUGUGGGUGGACUUGAUUUUCAAACAGAUGAUGGACUCUUUUGUGAAUUAGCUAUAGAUUGUGGUGAUGGAUGGGAUUUAUUACAACCAGGAAACAAUAAAGGAAUACAAACUUAAACAAGUUAUGCAAAUGUAAAAAUAUCAAAUAAAUAAUUCAAAUAGCCAGGACAACUUUUUUCAUGGGGUCAUCCAUUUGACUUACACUUUUCAGUAUCUAAUAUAAUUGGAUGGCCUAAAGCUUUAUUAAAAGUUUGGAGAUUAGAUUCAUCAAAUAAAAUUGAUGCUUGUAGUUAUGGUACAGCAAUUUUUCCAAGAAGUGCUGGUUAUCAUUAAAUAACAUGGUAUAAAUAAUAAAUCUAUUUAGUGAAACAUGGACACCAACUGGAGAGAAUUUAGAUCUUGAAAUAAGAAAACCUAAUGAAGAUUUAGCUACUAAUACAGAUUAAUUCUCAAAAUUUGAUAGAUCUUUGGAUUGGAGAUUUCAAGCCCUAUCAUUUUAUAUGGAAAACCCUCCUAGAUUAACAACAUUGGCACCAUUAACAACUGAUAAAGGAGAUUUUGCAAGGAGAAAGAUUUUGAAUAGUAUUUCAAAUGGAAGAAUUAUCAUUGAAGUUGAAGUCAUCCUAAAGAAUUUUAAAAGACUGAGCUUUUCAGGAUAAUGAA
This is a messenger RNA of Paramecium pentaurelia, 763 nucleotides long. The record is from the annotation of a GenBank genome assembly. NCBI's taxonomy places the organism in Eukaryota, Ciliophora, Oligohymenophorea, Peniculida, Parameciidae.